Clonostachys byssicola is the source of this 1959-nucleotide messenger RNA. The record is from the annotation of a GenBank genome assembly. Lineage: Eukaryota; Fungi; Ascomycota; Sordariomycetes; Hypocreales; Bionectriaceae.
AUGCAUUUGGGAAUCAACGAUGUGCAUCCUUUCUGCCAAAUCGAGCUCAAGGACAGAGCUUCUAUGCAAGAUCUGUUAAGGGCUGUUCUCGACCCCUUGGAGCCUUUUUUCUCCAAGCACAAGGCGCGGGUCAACUGUCCAGGUAACACUGCAGUUCGAUUUGAUCAAAGCGCUUCUGAACUCGAAGGCUUCGCGCGUCCCCUGUGGGGUUUGGCCUUCCUGCUUGGCGGCCAUGGCGAAUAUCACGGCACAGACUGGUGGAUCCAGGGUUACAAGUCUGGAACCGACCCAAAUCACCCAGAGUAUUGGGGCUAUCCGAGGGAAAAUGACCAACGUAUGGUGGAGAUGUGCCCUCUUGGCUUUGCCCUAGCCGAGACGAAUGUUAUCUGGGACAACCUCUCCCAGAAAGAGAGGGAGAAUGUGGAAGCCUGGCUGGGGAAUUCAAUCAACGAAAAAAAUAUGCCAAAUACCAACUGGCUGUGGUUCCGCGUUUUCGCGAACCUAGGGCUGAAGAAGAACGGCGGCAAGUUCUCGCAGGACAGGAUUGAUAGUGAUAUCAAGCACCUAGAUUCCUUCUAUCGUGGCGAUGGCUGGUCCAAUGAUGGACCAGAGGGAAUUCAUCAAAUGGACUAUUACUCUUCCAGUUUCGCUAUCCAAUUCCUACAGCUUCUAUACGCCAAGCUUGCCGGCGAUGAAGACCCUAAGCGAGCUGCAGAGUUCAAGAAGCGAGCACAGAUAGCAGCUCUAGACCUUGUACAUUAUUACGACAACGAAGGUAGAGCUAUCCCGUAUGGCCGCAGCAUGGGCUACCGCUUCGCUACAAUAUCGUUCUGGGGCGCCUUGGCCUAUGCGAAUGUCGAACUACCAGCUCCCCUGACUUGGGGUAUGGUCAAGGGCAUUGUCAUGCGCCAUUUACGCUGGUGGCAGAGCCAACACGCAAUAUGGACGGCAAGCGGGACCCUUUCCCUAGGUUAUUCCUACCCUAACAUGUACAUAACGGAGAAUUACAACAGCCCGGGGAGCCCCUAUUGGGCAUGCUUGGCCUUUGUAUGUCUUGCUGUUCCUGAGACUCACCCGUUCUGGACUUCCAAGGAAGAGUCUUUGAGGGAUGUUAUCCCCAAGAUCAAAGCCCUGAAGCACCCGGGCCACAUCACUAGCUAUCUUGGAAGGCACUGUAUGUUGCUAUCGUCGGGACAAGCAUGUGGCUAUCCGAUGAAAGGCACCCACGCCAAGUACGGGGCAUUCGCUUAUAGCAGCGCUUAUACAUUCUCCGUGCCCACGGGGCUCUUUUCACUCGAGCAAUAUGCGCUAGCUUCACAAUUAGGUCUGUCUGACGAUGGUGGCGAGUACUGGAAAACACGGAGGACAAGUGAAUAUGCUGCACUCGAGUAUCGGGGGGACACGCCAAUCCUUGUCUCUAUCUGGCGACCGUUCCCAGACGUCACAAUCAAGACGAUCCUAAUCCCCCCUACGGAAAGUGCCCCUAACUGGCAUCUGAGAGUUCAUAAGAUUAAAGCCGGGCGGGAAAUCAUGACUGCAGAUGGUUCCUUUGCAAUUUGCAAUAUCAAUUCCAAGAACGGGCGGUAUCUGGACCUCUAUGACCCGUCUAUAUGCGAAGAAACACAUCCAAAAAUCAUUGGAAACUACGAUCUAUCAACGGCGGAGGGCUGGGCUGAUGGAAAAUCAGGAGCUUUUGCUGUAUCAAAGGGCGCAGUCGGUAUUAAAGCGCUUGAGACGCAGGAUGGGCGAAUGGCUAACUUAGUCAACGCGGACCCAAACUCAAACCUGGCAGAGAGCCGGACGGUAAUCCCCACACUCCAGCACACGGUGAGGAGAGGGGAGACUGUAUUGUACAUUACAGGAGUUUACGCUAAACCGACAGGGCCCAGAGAGGCAUUCCUCGACGGGUGGGAGAGUCCGCCAGCAGUACCGCGAUGGUUGGAGGCUGAGAUGAACUGA